AUGUCUCGUGAAACCUACCAGGUCCCUGCGAUGGGCACCCAGAACAACUUCGACACCCAAGCCGGAGGCGGAGGUUUCGGUAGCGCCAUGGCCAUCGACAGCCCCUCAGUCACCUACCUGUGCGGCGAAUGCUCUGCCCGUGUUCCACUGAAGCGUGGCGACCAGAUCCGCUGCAAGGACUGCGGUCACCGUGUGCUGUACAAGGAGCGGACCAAGCGUAUGGUCCAGUUCCAGGCUCGGUAG
Penicillium samsonianum is the source of this 243-nucleotide messenger RNA. Its product is annotated as Rpo12/RPC10 RNA polymerase subunit family protein. The coding region runs from base 1 to 243 and encodes 80 amino acids. The record is from RefSeq and is a predicted model, not a curated record. Gene Ontology annotation, cellular component: RNA polymerase III complex; RNA polymerase II, core complex; RNA polymerase I complex. The transcript is spliced from 2 exons. Gene Ontology annotation, biological process: DNA-templated transcription. Gene Ontology annotation, molecular function: DNA-directed RNA polymerase activity; zinc ion binding; DNA binding. NCBI's taxonomy places the organism in Eukaryota, Fungi, Ascomycota, Eurotiomycetes, Eurotiales, Aspergillaceae.